Nicotiana tabacum (common tobacco) is the source of this 1545-nucleotide messenger RNA. Its product is annotated as NAC domain-containing protein 73-like. The record is from RefSeq and is a predicted model, not a curated record. Gene Ontology annotation, cellular component: nucleus. Gene Ontology annotation, molecular function: transcription cis-regulatory region binding; DNA-binding transcription factor activity. Lineage: Eukaryota; Viridiplantae; Streptophyta; Magnoliopsida; Solanales; Solanaceae. Gene Ontology annotation, biological process: regulation of DNA-templated transcription.
UUUAAUCUUUUAGGUAUAGCAUAACUCUUUCUUUUUAAGUGUAAGGUACUAUUGAACUGAAGUGUGCUAAGGGACUACUAAAAAAUGGAAAAGUAGAAUUCAAUAUACCUUCCCAACCUUGAAGAGCAAUUAGUUUGAGGGAGAACAUGCCUCAAGCCUCAAGGGCACAGAUUACUUUUUCCUUUUUUCCUUUUAACUCUUUGUCUCUCCUUCUACAAAUCUUGUUAUAUUUUGGAAUAGUUAGAGAACAAUAGUGAAAAGGGUUUUUCCUAAUUUAGGUUCUUAACAAAAGAAAUGACUUGUAUCAAUGACUCUGUCAACGAGCAAUCUAUCUCAAUAAAUGUUACCAAUGAAAGCACCACAAAUACUACCAAAACAAGAACUUGUCCUUCUUGUGGUCAUCUGAUCAAAUCUGAAGAAAAGGCUGGGAUUCACAAUCUUCCAGGGUUGCCUGCGGGGGUGAAGUUUGAUCCAAGUGAUCAAGAACUUCUUGAACAUCUAGAGGCAAAAGUGAGAUUAGAUGCUCACAAACUUCACCCUUUAAUUGAUGAGUUCAUUCACUCACUAGAGGGAGAAAAUGGAAUUUGCUAUACUCAUCCAGAGAAAUUACCAGGAGUGUCUCAAGAUGGCAUAAUCCGACAUUUUUUUCAUAGACCAUCUAAAGCAUAUACCACAGGUACAAGAAAAAGAAGAAAAGUAGACACAGAUAUAGAAGGAAACGAAACUCGUUGGCACAAAACAGGCAAGACUAGACCAGUUGUAGUCAAAGGCAAAGUGAAAGGACACAAGAAAAUACUUGUGCUCUAUACAAACUAUGGAAAACAAAGAAAACCUGAGAAAACAAAUUGGGUAAUGCAUCAAUAUCAUCUUGGUGAUAAUGAAGAUGAAAAAGAAGGAGAGCUUGUUGUAUCAAAAGUCUUUUACCAAACUCAGCCAAGACAAUGUGGUAAUUCUCUCCUUAGAAAUAAUUGUCCUCCUCCUUCAAUUAGAGCCAAUAUUGGUCAAGCAUCUCAAUUUAGAGACAAUACUACAUUUGUUCAAUGUUUCAAUAAUCCAACUCUCAUAUCCUUUGAUCAAUAUGAGCAUAAUAAUCGUCCAACUCCUCGUCUCCCAAAUUUUAAUCUCCCUGACGCUUCAUUUAUUCCUUGACUAUUUUUUUUCCUUUUAGAUGAGAUAGUCAUACGUUUUAACAGUUCUGAAUAAGUUAUCGAAACAGAAUUAUUAUAAGCAGGAGGACGAGGAAGAAUAAAGAGAGUUUCUCUUGUUAUUGAGGACUAUAUACUUAGGGUUUCAGGUGCUUCUAGAAGUUGGAAGAUGAAGUUCAGCUCCAAACUUUAAUUAUCGUUUUAAUUAUAUUUAUAUUUUUGAUGUGGUUAUUUAUGCAAUGAUGCUUCCUUUGUACAGUGAGGCUGAAGAAAUAAGUGUACAUGGCUCAUGAUACAUAGACUGGGAGAGUAACUAAUUGGAGUUCAACUGUACAAAGAUAUAUACUGCUAUGGUUUAGCAUAUUUACACUCAUUAUUCAUUAUAUUUUCUUUGCUAUAA